Eupeodes corollae is the source of this 2973-nucleotide messenger RNA. It is a transcript of the gene Abd-B, whose product is annotated as homeobox protein abdominal-B. The record is from RefSeq and is a predicted model, not a curated record. The transcript is spliced from 8 exons. The coding region runs from base 422 to 1765 and encodes 447 amino acids. Gene Ontology annotation, cellular component: nucleus. Lineage: Eukaryota; Metazoa; Arthropoda; Insecta; Diptera; Syrphidae. Gene Ontology annotation, molecular function: DNA-binding transcription factor activity, RNA polymerase II-specific; RNA polymerase II cis-regulatory region sequence-specific DNA binding. Gene Ontology annotation, biological process: regulation of transcription by RNA polymerase II.
AAUUAUUGAUUUUGCCAAAAUCAAAAAGUUAACGUCGGAAAUAACUGAAAACAAAAAGAACUUAUAUUUUGAGUUAAUUUUAUGUGCUAUGGAUGUUAUGUCUUAUGUGGAUCUAUAAAACAAACAAAAAUAACAUCACCAUCUCAAUCAUCUUAUUAAUGCCACCCGCUGGCUGUGACUUGACUUUUGUUUGUUGUUUUGUGUAAAUUUUGUGCGUUUUUAUUAAUGUUUUAUUAAUGAAAAUAAUAAUUCUGUUGGAUUUUUCUCAUCCAAUUGAUUGAUUUACAAUUCAUCCAUUAGAAUAUUGUUUAUGACGUUUUUAUAUUUGUGAGUGUUUUAUUCUUUUUGAAAACAACGAUCGGCUGUUAAAGAUUUUUGUUGGUGAAUUCAUGAGUGUUUCAGUUGAAUUUGUUUAAAUUUAAUGUUUGACGAGGUUUAUAUGCGAUUCAAGAAGUUCAGUCGAAGAGAAGUCAGUAAUGAGAAUUACUUUGGCGGUGCUUAUAAGGUUGGCAGCACAUUAAUCAUACCAAAGUUUAACCGCAAUCACCACGCUAGCUAUCCAAAUUUUACUGGAACUUCUUACGAUCCUCCGAUUAUCGUCCAUCAGCAGCAUCAGCAGCACCAGCAACAGCAGCAACAACAACAACCCCAGCUUUCCCAACAACAACAACAACAGCAACCACCACAACAGGUUCCCCCCGUUUGUCAACGAAGUCCGCAACCCUCGCAACAGCAGCAACAACAACAACAACAGCAACAGCAACCACCCACAUCCCAUCUCACAUCACCCCAUCAUCCGCAGCAUACAACAUCCGCGACAGCAGGUCCAGCGAUUUCCGGAUCCGGUGCGAAUCCUCAACAACAGCAACAACAACAACAAACAGCAGCCAGUGUACAACAGCAGCAAAACACAGUGGCGUCCAGCCAAACACAAAUCGUUGCGCCAACAACGGCGAGUGUUUCACCUGCUAGUGUCAGUUCACAACCACCAGAUAUGUCCUUACUUGCAGGCCCACUUCAUAUACCCGCGUUACGGCCACCUUUUGAUGCUGAGGCCUCGGUAAAGAGGCAUCCGCAUCAUCCAUGGGCGUAUGAUAGCGACAAUUUUGGGCAAUACCCGCAAUAUUAUAUAGAAAGAGAUCGUAAGCCUGUGUUUUAUACGUAUCCAGAGCAAUUUCAGACUCCUCCAUACUGGAAUUAUCGUGAUCAAACGUCAUAUCUUCCCGAUGAUCGACAUGCAACCGCAGCAGCUGGUGCUGCUGCACGUCAAUCAGUUGAAGGUGGCUCUCAGUCUAGCUAUGAAGCUCCAACAUAUUCAUCCCCUGGUACAUUAAGAGCAUAUCCACCGGAUGCUUAUACAAGUGCUGGUUCUGGUUUAGCAGUGGGACCAGUUGGCCAAUGCACUCCUCCUAGUGCAAUGGAAUGGACGACUCAGGUUACUGUUCGGAAAAAGCGCAAGCCCUAUUCAAAAUUCCAAACAAUAGAACUUGAAAAGGAAUUUCUGUACAAUGCCUACGUAUCAAAGCAAAAACGAUGGGAAUUAUCUCGAAAUUUAAAUUUAACAGAACGACAGGUAAAAAUAUGGUUCCAAAAUCGUCGAAUGAAAAACAAGAAAAACUCUCAGCGACAAGUAAACCAACAAAACAAUAAUAAUAGUUCAAAUAGCAACCACAACCAUGGCCAGGCCCCACCACAACAUCCCAAUGCCCAUCACUUGAACUUAGGUUUAGGAAUGGGCCAUCAUACGACGAAGAUGCAUCAGUGACCUUUAGAUAACAGCAGUGCAAUGGGAUUUGCAACAUACUAACAUACAACGAAUGCUUAAAAAUCAAUUUAAGACAACAACAAAAAUACGAAACACCCUGUUUGACGAAUUAAAAAAUAAUUAACAAUGAGAGUUAAACUCACUAGAAAAAGAAAAUAUCUUAAAGAAUUAAACAAAAAAAGUAUAAGAAGAAAAUAAACACAAACUCAGUGCAAAUAAUAUAAUUAAUAUUAUUUUAAAAUAUCUUGCAAUAAGCUUAAAAAGAUCUUAAAAACUCAAAAAGAACAUAAAAUCUUACCAAAAAUUCGUCCACUCCAGGUGAAAGUUUAGAAGAAAAAAUCGAUUACAAAUAAAAAUAAGUGCUAGCAAAUCCCAAGCCCAGAUGUACUGCUGAUCAAAAUUUAAAAACAAUUAAAGAAAUAACAAUAAAAAGGGUUAUUUUGAACUUUCAUGAUGAUUUUCUAUCGUCUCUCUCACACUCUCUCUAUCUCUCUCUAAUGAAGGAUUUUAGUUAAUUUUAUAAACAAAAAAAUAAUAACGUGGUACAUAAUUGUUUCGAAUUGUAUAACAAUAGACUUAUAAAUUUAAAUAAACGUGAAAUAAAAUAAAACAAAUAUUAAUUAAUUAAAUAAAAUUAAAAUAAAAACUUAAAUAAUUUGUAAUUAUAAUUUUAAGUUCCUGUAUAUAAUAAGAUAAUUAAAAAUAAAAUGUAUUAUUUAAAUUGGCAAAAUAAAAUUUAAGAAAAAAAAACACAUUUAUAAAUGAAAUUAUUCGACUAGAUUAAGUUUAAAAUAAUAAUUAAAAACACUCAAAAUAAUUAUAUAUCUAAAUUAUAUGUAAAAUUUUGCUUAUCUUAUAAAUUAAUUAAAAAAAAAGUAGCUGUAGUUGUUCAAACAAGUAUUUGUCGCUGUCCAGAUCUUGUAAACACAUUAGUUUUCAUAGUGAUAUAAAAAUUUAAAAAACAAAAAAUAUUAUACCUAACUAUUAUUAAUAUAAAUAUACGUAGGUGUCCAUAAAAUACAUUAUUAUUAAAUAAAAUUAAAUAAAACAUAAAUACAUACAAAAAUAUUAUAAUUGUAAGAUUGUGUGCGUGUUAAUAAAUUGAAGGCUUUGAAAAUAAAAAUAGAAAAAACUAUACAUACAUCAAAAUUUCAUGAAUAAACAUAAACAAAAGAACUUAAGUAAACAGUGAAAAAUUAAAUAAUAAU